UAUCUUUGAUCUUUGGUCUUUAGUUUAUAUGCACUGCUAGUUACUUAUUGGUUAUUGAAUUGUUAAACUUUUCUGAAACAAACUAAUUAUUGUAAUAUUAUUGAAUCGAUCAGAUUUGUACACAAUGUCAAUUGAAAUUGAAUCAGCUGAUGUUAUUCGUUUGAUUCAACAAUACUUAAAAGAGUCUAAUCUUAGCAGGACGCUGCAAGUCCUUCAGGAAGAGACCGCAGUUUCUUUAAACACCGUUGAUAGUGUAGAUGGAUUCAUACAAGACAUUCAGAAUGGACAUUGGGACACAGUAUUGAAAGUAAUACAAUCGCUUAAACUACCAGACAAAAAGCUCUUGAAUUUAUACGAACAGAUAAUCCUAGAAUUAAUUGAAUUACGUGAGUUGGGAGCAGCUCGUUCUCUACUUCGUCAAACGGACCCAAUGAUAAUGUUAAAACAACAAGAACCUGAGCGAUAUAUUCAUUUAGAAAAUUUGUUGCAAAGAGCAUAUUUUGAUCCAAGAGAGGCAUACCUCGAAGGAAGCAGUAAAGAAAAACGGCGAGCAGUAAUUGCCCAAGAACUUAGUGGGGAAGUACACGUUGUACCUUCAUCACGUUUACUAGCCUUGUUAGGUCAAGCUCUAAAAUGGCAACAACAUCAAGGCUUACUUCCUCCAGGAACUACAAUUGACUUGUUCCGUGGCAAAGCGGCUAUGAAGGACCAGGAAGAAGAAAUGUAUCCAACCCAAAUGGCGCGACAAAUUAAAUUUGGUCAGAAAUCUCAUGUGGAGUGUGCACAAUUUUCAGUUGAUGGACAAUAUAUGAUCACUGGCAGCGUUGAUGGUUUUAUAGAAGUAUGGAAUUUUACUACUGGAAAAAUAAGAAAAGAUUUAAAGUAUCAGGCCCAAGAUCAAUUCAUGAUGAUGGAACAUCCUGUUUUGGCACUUUCGUUCUCCCGAGAUUCUGAGAUGGUAGCAUCUGGUUCCCAAGCAGGCCAAAUUAAAGUAUGGCGGAUAACAACUGGACAAUGUCUGCGUAAAUUUGAAAAGGCUCAUAUUAAGGGCAUCACUUGUUUGCAAUUUUCACGUGACAAUAGUCAAGUUUUGAGUGCUUCUUUUGAUAAUACUAUCCGAUUACAUGGUCUUAAAUCAGGGAAGCUUUUGAAAGAGUUUAAAGGACACCACUCAUUUGUAAAUGAUGUGACAUUCACUCCAGAUGGGCAUAGUUUGUUAAGUGCGUCAUCCGAUGGUACUGUCAAAAUAUGGUCAAUCAAAACUACCGAAUGUUUGUCAACGUACAAACCUCUUGGUAAUGAGUUGGCUGUGAACACUGUCCUAUUACUACCCAAAAACCCAGAGCAUUUUAUUGUUUGCAAUAGAUCAAAUACUGUGGUGAUUAUGAACAUGCAGGGACAAAUUGUACGAUCAUUUUCUUCUGGUAAGAGAGAAGGUGGUUCGUUUAUCUCAGCAACGCUAUCCCCUAGAGGAGAAUUUAUAUACUGUGCUGGAGAAGAUAAAGUUCUCUACUGUUUUUCAGUUUCUUCUGGUAAACUGGAAAGAACACUUAAUGUUCAUGAAAAAGAUGUUAUUGGAGUCUGUCACCAUCCGCAUCAAAAUUUGUUAGCAACAUAUGGUGAAGAUGGUCUUCUUAAGAUAUGGAAGCCAUAAUUAAAUAUAAUUACAUUUUAAUAAACUUUGGUUAAAAAACACAAA
Eupeodes corollae is the source of this 1699-nucleotide messenger RNA. It is a transcript of the gene Smu1, whose product is annotated as WD40 repeat-containing protein SMU1. Gene Ontology annotation, biological process: mRNA splicing, via spliceosome. The record is from RefSeq and is a predicted model, not a curated record. Gene Ontology annotation, molecular function: protein binding. Gene Ontology annotation, cellular component: precatalytic spliceosome. Bases 125 to 1654 code for a protein of 509 amino acids. NCBI's taxonomy places the organism in Eukaryota, Metazoa, Arthropoda, Insecta, Diptera, Syrphidae. The transcript is spliced from 5 exons.